UCUCUCUCUCUCUCUCUCUUUCUCCCACCCUUGCACUUAACGUGCAAGGGUUUAUAACCAAUCACUCUCUUCUUGCAACUCUCACUCCUUCUUUCUGUUUGAGCCGGACAAGACAAAAAACUUUUUUUGGAGAGGGCAAAUGUUCAAAGGUCCAUUUGGAACAAAACAUAAUGCUUUUUCUGCAGCGUUUGGACUGAUUUGAAGCUGCAUUGCUUGUUGACGGUUUACUAGUUUAUUAAUAUUGAUUAGAUGAAAGAAACUUGAUCAUGGAUAUGCAGGUAAUCUUUAUUUUACAUUUCUAAACAUCUGCUGGGGAUUCAAUGCACUUCUUUGAGCAUGCUUCCGAUAUAAAGUGAAAAUUCGGAUUACAUUUUCUAUUCAUCUACAUCAAAAGAGGACAACUGGUUACAAGUCAAGAACUGAUAUGCGGGGAUUAUCCCCGGGUUCUGGACCACAAGCGUAGACCAGCUGUGGGACCUGUGGGCCGGAGAGAUUGGCGGAGCACAGGGCAGGCUCACCACCGGCCAUCCAAGGACCAAUCGCUUGACACACAGAGACGGACAGAUAGACAGUCUGAUGCCAACUGUCUCUGCUGUCAAUCUCACGACACCACUCCUCCUGUUGUUGCUAUGGGCAAUCCACCCCUCCAUGGCAACCAACUGGCUCUCCCUGGCGAGGCUGCCCCGCUCCAGGCCCGUGUCAGGUGACGCCCCCUGCGCGCGGCUCCGAGGGCUGUCCUCGGGGCAGGUGGGGGUGUGUAGGGCGAGGGGGGAGGUCAUGGAGUCCGUGCGCAAGGCGGCCGAGAUGGUGAUCGAGGAGUGCCAGCACCAGUUCAGGAACCGGCGCUGGAACUGCUCCACCACGCCCCGCGGGAUCAACGUGUUUGGGAAGGUCCUGCACCAAGGGACACGCGAGGCGGCCUUCGUGCACGCCCUGUCCUCGGCGGCGGUGGCGAUGGCGGUGACGCGGGCCUGCAGCCGGGGGGAGCUGGAGAGGUGUGGCUGUGACCGGAAGGUCAGGGGGGUCAGCCCGGAGGGGUUUCAGUGGUCGGGCUGCAGUGACAACCUGUCCUACGGGGUGGCCUUCUCCCAGACGUUUGUGGAUGAACAGGAGAGAGCUAAGGGCUUAUCAGCAGGUCGACCCCUCAUGAAUAUCCACAACAACGAGGCCGGUCGGAAGGCUAUUCUGCACAAUAUGCAGGUGGAGUGUAAGUGCCACGGCGUCUCGGGCUCCUGUGAGUUGAGAACCUGCUGGAAGGUCAUGCCCCCAUUCAGGCGUGUCGGCGCGGUGCUCAAGGAACGCUUCGACGGCGCCACAGAGGUGCGUCUGACUCGUAUAGGAUCAAGGACUGCUCUCUUACCCCGAGACCCCCAGGUGAAGCCACCAGCCGCCAGGGACCUGGUGUACCUGGCCCCUUCCCCGGAUUUCUGUCAUCUUGACCCUGACAACGGUAUCCCCGGCACGGCUGGGAGACGCUGCAACGGGACGUCCCGGCUCGCCCCGGACGGCUGUGAGCUGGUGUGCUGUGGGCCUGGGUACCGAGCGGGCCGGGCUGAGGUGGUACAGCGCUGCUCCUGCAAGUUCUCUUGGUGCUGCUCAGUCCGCUGCCAGCAGUGCAAGAACACAGUGACUAUCCACACCUGCAGAGUCUGAUAGGGCUUAGCAUGCACGCACACAAACAUACACAGACACACUACACAAAAGACAGAUUCUUUUGAGCACACAUUUACUAUUUAACACGGCUGUUUUAGGCAAGGUGAUUACGGGAAUUAUUAACGUAAUCUUCUUCACUUUAUCCUGUAUUAGUGGCCAAUUUUAACACACACUUUUAGGGCCAAAGCAAGUAGGAUAACCAUGGGCCAAGCCAUUGAAGGAAAAUAUACACCCACAAGAAUCAGACAAGAGCAGACCAGAAGAGAUGCACAGGCAUGGGCACAUAUCCAGACACAGUGUACCUCAUAGAACUGACUAGAACUGUUUUGUUUCUUUGAAAUUAACCAAAACUAAUGAUAUUACAGCACUUACUGCUUGUCUGCGCAGCUGUCUAUGAUUUGAACCCCCUGUAAUAGGGUAGAAUGUCUUUGUACAUUUAAUGUAUUUAUAUCUCUUUGUGUCUCCAUCUUGGCUUAUUUAUUUGAAUAUCUGCCAUUCAGUCCUUGCUCUUUUCUUUCCAUUCAUUCAUGCAAAAAGUAACUUUCUUAUCAGUGUGUCUUGUUUUCCAUCGCACACUAAUGUGGUCACAGUUGUGAAAAUGAGUUUCUAGGGUAAUUAAAAUGAUACUGUAGUUCAUCCAAUCGUUUUUUUUCUUGUC
Molecule: messenger RNA, 2311 nt
Organism: Gadus morhua (Atlantic cod)
Lineage: Eukaryota; Metazoa; Chordata; Actinopteri; Gadiformes; Gadidae
Gene: wnt4b
Product: wingless-type MMTV integration site family, member 4b
Exons: 9
Coding region: 577-1653 (358 amino acids)
Biological process (GO): neuron differentiation; cell fate commitment; canonical Wnt signaling pathway
Cellular component (GO): extracellular region
Molecular function (GO): frizzled binding; cytokine activity
Source: RefSeq, a predicted model, not a curated record